GGAGUGCCGGGCCGUGCGGUGACGGGGCAGUAUCAGGGAAGCACAGCCCGGGAGCUCUGUGCUCUGCCUGACUCAGGCAGCAGGUCAGGGCAGGCCAAGGAGGGGCUGCCAUAGGCAAAUGGAAAUUUGCCGAGCAAAGUAGGGCUGAGGAAAGGAAUUCUAGGUAGUGACCUUGAAGAGCGAAGUUCCAUAGGUGAAUAAGUGCUUCCAAGUCUAUGACAGGAAGUGUCCAGGUGGAUGGCACUGUCGUGGGAGGUCUGGGAUCUAUCUUAAGGGCAGUGUGAAACCAGGAUUUAAGAGGGUGUCACCUGGCCAGAUUUCUCGUUUAUAAAAAUCUUCAGACUUAUAAGGGCUGGAUUGGAUAGGAGGCAAAGUCCAGGAAGGAAGGAAGCUGUAAGAGACCUGAAUGAGGGAAUGGGUCAAGGUGGCAAAACUGGCCGUGCCUGCCUCUUGCGGUGUGGCCUCCCAAGCACGCAUCACAGGUGGUAACAGUGCAACCCCUGGCCAGUGGCCCUGGCAGGUCAGCAUCCUCUUUGAUGGCACUCACGUGUGUGGCGGUUCUCUCGUGUCUGAGCAGUGGGUACUGUCGGCUGCCCACUGCUUUCCAAGGGAGCACCACAAGGAUGACUACGAAGUAAAGCUAGGGGCCCACCAGCUGGACUCCUACACCCCUGCGGCCGAGGUUCGCACCUUGGAAAAGGUCAUUUCCCACCCCAGCUACCGCCAUGAGGGCUCCGAGGGGGACAUCGCACUCCUCCGUCUCAGCAGCCCCAUCACCUUCUCCCGCUACAUCCGGCCCAUCUGCCUCCCUGCAGCCAACGCCUCCUUCCCCAACGGCCUCCAAUGCACUGUGACUGGAUGGGGCCACGUGGCCCCCUCAGUGAGCCUCCAGGCCCCCAGGAUACUACAGCAACUUGAGGUGCCACUGAUCAGUCGGGAGACAUGUAACUGCUUGUACAACAUCAAUGCCAAGCCUAAUGAGCCCCACUCUAUCCAGCAGGACAUGGUGUGUGCUGGCUAUGUAGAGGGGGGCAAGGAUGCCUGCCAGGGUGAUUCUGGGGGCCCUCUCUCCUGCCCUGCUGGGGGUCUCUGGUACCUGGCAGGCAUUGUGAGCUGGGGUGAUGCCUGUGGGGCCGCCAACAGGCCUGGCGUGUACACGCUGACCUCCAGCUAUGCCUCCUGGAUUCACCACCACGUGGCGGAGCUCCAGCCUCAGGUGGUCCCCCCGCUCCAGGAGUCCCAGCCAGACAUCCACCUCUGCAGAAGCCACGUGGCCUUCAGCUCUGCUCCAGGCCGGUGUUUGUUGGGGCUCACCCUUCUGCUAUCGCUAGCCCUGAUCCUGGGCCUCCUCUAGCCGUGGUGGGAGCACUGAGCUACUCACCCGGGGGUUGACCCUGUUUCUAGAACUGCCCUAUUGUACACAAGGACGGACGCCUGUUCCCAGGAAUGGACCUGACCCCUCCUCGACACUGUUUGGGCCUGAGGCUCUAGUCACUCCUUCCUCCCAGGACCCUGUAGGAGCUCAGGGCACCAUCGUGACCUUUGAGCCCCCACUCCUGGGUUUGUUCUUUGGGACUUUAAUCCAGAGCCAGUUUUACUGUCUGUGCUACUGGCUAGAACCUCUGGCCACCUGCUGUCCACAAGCCUAUUGGUUGGGCUCCUAUGGAGCUCCCAAGGAGCCUCAGGAAAUGGGAAGACGGGGCAGCUGCCAUGCUGACUGCUGCUGAAGGGCUGGCUCCCGUGCCCGACAUGCUCUGCCUGAUGAGCCCCAUCACUUUGCCCUCCUGUUGUCUUCUGGGUUGGAGUUGCCUCUGAGCAGCAUGUUUCCAAGGACAAAAAAGGCCCCAAUCUUGCCCCAUUGGCUGCCAAGCCCCCACUGCGCCCUGAUUUCUGGACUCCGGAGGACUGAGCCCCCACCGGAACUGGGCUCGAGCUUGGAUCUGGCAGAGGGUAGAAGGAGCAAGAAGGAAUAAAAUGUUUUGAGCAUAA
Myotis davidii is the source of this 1989-nucleotide messenger RNA. RefSeq names its product protease, serine 8 (gene PRSS8). The record is from RefSeq and is a predicted model, not a curated record. The transcript has 6 exons. The coding region runs from base 407 to 1354 and encodes 315 amino acids. Gene Ontology annotation, molecular function: sodium channel regulator activity; serine-type endopeptidase activity. Gene Ontology annotation, biological process: positive regulation of sodium ion transport; proteolysis. Lineage: Eukaryota; Metazoa; Chordata; Mammalia; Chiroptera; Vespertilionidae.